CGUGACCUAUAAAGAUACUGCAUAAUACUGCCUUCCUCGUGGGCUGAAGUACAUUAUGUAUUAUCUCUUGUCUACCGCCAUACAUUUCUAGGUCAGGUCACCGGAAGUGAAUGCCGCAUGACUCUAUCAGCACAAUGAGGAAACUGUACUUCGGCGGCAGCAUCAGUGCGGGGAGACAGGACUGCACCCUCUAUGCCAGGAUCAUUGCCCAGCUCGAGGCCUAUGGCAGUGUCCUUACCAAAUAUGUCGGCGACCAAGAUGCCAUAGAAAAGGAGAAGGAUCUGGCACCGAAAGUUAAUCACGACCGAGACAUUGCUUGGCUGAAGGAAUGCGAUGCCCUCAUUGUGGAAGUCACGCAAGCGUCACUCGGAGUGGGAUACGAGAUAGGGAGGGCCGUUGCUAUGGACAAAAGGGUUCUCAUUUUAUUUCGUCCCGAAACUGGUAAAAAAUGUUCCAAGAUGGUGGCGGGUGCCGCUGAUGGCACAACGGUUGUGUUCAAGGAGUACUGCGAGGACCAGCUGCCAGCUAUUCUUGCCGAAUUCUUCUCAGUGACUGAAAACAGCUGAUUACAAUAUUGUUUCUGAGCUCCCCCAAACACUGUUUCGAUCAUCUAUUUGGUGUUUUAUGACGAUAAGAAGGAGUAAUAUUUCUAAACAAUUCAUUUCCAUUAAGUUAAAGCAAGAUUUACUAAGUUUUUUUUAUCAUAAUUUGUAAUAUCAUAAUUUGUCAUAGCCCCCUUGUUAAGUAAGUAGUUGCUUAUAUAUUGUGUAAAAACAAGUGUCGGUGUACUGUUGUGAAUUUGUGAUGUGUGAA
Messenger RNA from Haliotis rufescens (red abalone), 813 nucleotides. Its product is annotated as putative 2'-deoxynucleoside 5'-phosphate N-hydrolase 1. The record is from RefSeq and is a predicted model, not a curated record. The transcript has 6 exons. Gene Ontology annotation, molecular function: 5-hydroxymethyl-dUMP N-hydrolase activity. NCBI's taxonomy places the organism in Eukaryota, Metazoa, Mollusca, Gastropoda, Lepetellida, Haliotidae. Gene Ontology annotation, biological process: deoxyribonucleoside monophosphate catabolic process. Gene Ontology annotation, cellular component: nucleus. Bases 111 to 566 code for a protein of 151 amino acids.